UGUCUCUCUGUCUCUGUCUCUGUCUCCGUCUGUCUCUGUCUGUCUCUCAGGAGCUUCCACUUUGGUUUCAUGGAGGACAGCAGCUACAUUGAAGGACUUGUUAUGGGUGAUGUCAUCAUGCCGUCAGUCAUCGUGGUUAAUCUGUCCAAUGACGGCUACUUCCUGCCAGAGGGCGCUGUGGAGACAGAGCGCCACCUGCUGGACUUCCUGAAUGGGAUUCUAGAUGGUACAGUCCAGUGUCAGGGAGGAAACGGCGUCCUUCAGCGUGUCAGACGCUUUGUUUAUGACAUCAGAGUCUCACUGAUGCUGUUGUUCAGACAUGCUCCGGUGUUCGGCUGCUUCCUGGUUGGCUUCCCGUUCGCCAUGGUCACCGUCUUCUUCUACCUCUGCUGCAAGAACCGCCCCACCACGAGUGACGAUGACGACAAUGACAGUGUCACGCCGUCACUGCAGCGCCAUUCCAGACUGGCCGACAAAAAGUCGGACUGAGGCAAAGCGUCAGGGGGCGGAGCUUCAGCUGAAACUGAUCAGACGUACAGAGUUUUACUUUAGUGUUGAUGACAUCAUCAGUAUGUGUUUGACCUGACAUGUAAUAAAAACAGUGAA
Molecule: messenger RNA, 606 nt
Organism: Epinephelus lanceolatus (giant grouper)
Lineage: Eukaryota; Metazoa; Chordata; Actinopteri; Perciformes; Serranidae
Source: RefSeq, a predicted model, not a curated record